This is a messenger RNA of Diabrotica balteata, 1387 nucleotides long. Lineage: Eukaryota; Metazoa; Arthropoda; Insecta; Coleoptera; Chrysomelidae. The record is from the annotation of a GenBank genome assembly.
GCGAGACUAAAAAAUGACAGUGACAGUGAAAUUUCCAUAAAUAAAAUAAAUAUUAACAUUAUAAAAGUUGUGUAUUUUUAUUUAUUUAGAGAACUAUUAAUAAUUUACGUACGAUAUGAAAAUAAAUGAAAAAAAUCUGUGUGCUUUCGCAGUAUCGGCUACUCCAAUCGACAAAGAAGGAUAUUUAAAUAAAAGAGGGGAAGUAAAUAAAAACUUCCAAAGGCGGUAUUUUGUACUAAAAGGAAAUCUUUUAUUUUAUUUUGAUAAGAAAGGUGAUAAGGAGCCAGUAGGUGUAAUAAUACUUGAAGGUUGUUCAAUUGAAUUAGCAGAGGAUGAUGCCCAGUUUAGUUUCAAAAUAGAUUUUCAUGGAACGAAUAAUAGGAGCUACAUAUUGGGAGCAGAGUCUCAAGAGUCUAUGGAGCAAUGGAUGAAGGCUUUGGCUUGCGCUGGUUAUGAUUAUAUGAAACUCAUGGUUGCAGAACUUCAAAGGCAAUUAGAUGAUGUAGAAGAAACUCCAAUGCCCAUUUCAUCACCACAACCUGUUGGGUCACCUGUCCCACCACCUAGAACAAGACAUAACCCUUUUAAUAGACCAGAGAAUAACCCCCAUCAGAGAUCUCAUAGUUUAAGGUCUACAGGUUCAGCAGCAAGUCGGUUGGGUGAGAACAGACUCUCAGACAACAAUGCAGCAUCAUCUUCAUCUUCAAAAAUAACCAUAACCUUCCGUGAACUUCACAACUCGUAUGGUAGGCCAAUCUUAAAAGACUACAACUACUGGAAGUAUGAACAGAAGGAAAAAUCAGAUACUACCGAAAAUCUAAUAUCUUUUUAAAGAUGCCCAUAUUAGAAAUGUCCUGUAAAAUAUCUUCAUUCAGAAUAUCAAGAAAUGUGAUAGGAUGGGGGUUAUUCAAUAAUUGAAACUGAAAGUUGAGGUUAUUUCAUCAUAUACCUAUAAAUAAUAUAAUUAAUAUUUUUGGCAUUCGCAGAAAACACAUUUCUGAUUUAGUUUCAUUUUAUAUUAUAUAUUAAAUUUUCAAGGAAAUAUCAACAUUUUGAUCUCCUGCAAAAAGCAGGAAUUAAAAGUAAAUACCAAAUACUAAGUUUUUACUAUAUGGUAUAAGUUCUUAUUAUACUAUGUGUUCUUUUUUAAAUUAUAUUUUAUUAAGUUCUGUUUUUAUUGAAGAUUUAUGUAUAAUUCUGAUGACCAAAUAUUCUACUAUGUAGUGGUUUUAUCAGUAAACUUCUUUUUAGUUUUUUUUUUUAUUUUGCAUUUUGGAUUCCCAAAUUAAUUAUUUCGUUAAUAAUGCCAUUUCAGACUGAUUAUUAAUAUAGAUUUCAAUUUCAUAAGGGUAGAAAUCUUUUUGUAAUUGUCAUCUUAAUUUCGCAU